Molecule: messenger RNA, 3626 nt
Organism: Ostrea edulis (European flat oyster)
Lineage: Eukaryota; Metazoa; Mollusca; Bivalvia; Ostreida; Ostreidae
Exons: 11
Coding region: 166-1413 (415 amino acids)
Biological process (GO): positive regulation of Golgi to plasma membrane protein transport
Cellular component (GO): trans-Golgi network; transport vesicle; plasma membrane
Molecular function (GO): connexin binding
Source: RefSeq, a predicted model, not a curated record
AAUUGACAUACACCUGCCAUGCCGUUCUUGCAUGGUUUGACAUUUUAGUUUAGGCCUAACUAGGGGCCUAGUUUUUUUUGUAUAAUGUGUUUGAUAUUGUUUGUUGAGAAUAGUUACUCGGAUCUAAGUAAUAUUAACUGGCGUCUGGACUAAUUACUGGUUACUAUGGAGAAAGAUUAUUCUAUUGAAAAUGAAAACAAGCCUGAUACUGCUGAUGUAGCAGUGGAUGAUGGAGAAAACAUGUCAGAAACAAAAGAAGGCACAUUAAAUCCAAAAGAGGAAAAGUUACAUGUAGUCGAAAAGUUGAUUAUUCAAGAAGCACAAUCUGAUGAUGCUUGUUCUCCUACAGAGGUUAGUAAUCAGGAGGGAAAUUUGUUGUCUCCGCGCCGGCAGCCAGGAGAUGGUGAGCAUCAAAUGGAGGAGACGCCAGCCACACUACAAAACUCGGGGACCGCUGAUAAAGAAGAGGCCAUUGAGGAAGAAGAUGAUGAAGGAAUAGAUGUAUCAGAUGGCAGUGAAUUAGAUGGAGAGGGGAGGAUCAAGCUUUUUGAAAGGGGGCUAGAAAGUGAGAAGAAAGGGAAAUUGAAAUUUGCUCUGAAGUGUUAUAUGGCUAGUCUACGAGGACUCAAACCACACUCCAAUUUUCCUUUACUGCCACAGUGUCUCAGAAAUGUUGCAGAUAUAUUCUACAGACAAGAAGAAUAUGAAAAAGCCAUUCACUUUAUCCAAGCUGAGAAGAUUUAUUAUGAGUCUGCAUUAAUUGACACCACAGACAUACAGAAGAAGUUAGAGGACGCACAAAAGGACCAAGAACUUCCCUCCGAUGUCAGCGAGGAUACAAUUCGAGCUGACGAAUUCGAGGAGCUGGCCAGAAUAUGUCUGGACAAAAAGCAACCACAACUGGCUUUGGAAUAUGCUGGAAAGGCCACAAAGAUACGGCAACACAUUCUAGGACACGACCACCCUGUUACUAUAAAUAGUCUAGACUUCUUCACACAAGUGUAUGCAGAAGCAGGAGCUGACCAAUAUCAAGAUAACCUGAAAAGAUUUGAAAGUGAGGGUGUAGACUCCAAUACUUCUAGUGUCCAAUCAGGGAUUCUCAAUAUGCCCGAGAGAGAACCCCAGUCCAUACUCCGGAGAAGGAAACCUGGUGAAAGAGAUACAGAGAAGAGAGUUCGAUUUGAUGAGUCUGUAAUUAGUAAUGAAGACGAGGAACAGUGCGCCAAGGUUUUUCUGUGGAUCCUGUUUGCAAUCUGUGGGGUUGUGCUGUUAUUCCUGGGGGUGUACCUCUACUGUCAUGUAUCCAUGGGGAGCACCUGCACCUCCUACAAACACCAGAUCAAGUACAUGUGGGACCGAACCAAGUACUAUUACUACCACUACACACAGUCUAAACUCCGAAAGUUUGUCUGAUUCAGGACUGGAAAGUGUCAUGUGGAAUCAGCUUUGGAAAUUGAUACAUGGAUUCAGGACUUGAAAGUGACAUGUGGAUUCAGGAUGAAGAAAUAACAAAUAAAAAUUGGUAUCAAGAUUAGUUGAUUCAAAUCUGACAUAAGAAAUACAUACAUGUAAUGAUAAAUAAGAAUUCUGGUAGACAUAAGGUUUUCUAUGAUCUCAUUGCUGCCAGGUUUAUUAUUUUCUGGUUUACUUGGUACUAGUAUAGAAGUACAUUUUCUGGUUACUAUAUUUUACAUUGUAUGGUACUGCAUUUACAACUUUAAACAUUUACAAGUGUUUUUCUCUGUUUCACAUGUAUAAUGUUCAGUACGUACAAUGUAUUUGUAUUAAUGAUAUAGAUUGUACAGUGAUUAUUUCUGUCGAGAAUCUUGCUGCUUGAGCCAAUAUAGAUAACCCUGUCUUGUGUGCAAGCUAUGAUUUAUAAAAUUUGAUGUUUGACCAGUUAAAUUUGUAGGCGAUUGAAUCUACUGAGUUUUUGGAAUCGAACAAGUCAUUUGCAAUUUACUUAUAGUACCAUGGGUAUGAUUUUAAUUUAAUUCUUAAAGUACAACUGUAUGUGAUAUUUGAUACAUGUACUAAUUUAUGGGGAAUUUACAGUCAUGGCCUCAUACCAAGAUUCUCUGUGCAGACUUUGGAUUUCAGAGAUAGAGGUUGAUUACUUGUACAUGUACAUCUAAGCAUUACUGUUAUUAAUCAUAAACUUGUAUUGUACAUUUAAAACAAAGUAGUGUCUGCAGAACUCUCUGAUGUAUAAGAAGUUUAUUUUGAUUUACCGUAUAAGAAGAAUUUUUAGCGAGGAUUGAAUUUUGACAUUAUUAGCGAGAGUGAUGAGGUCACUAAAAUUGAAUAUCGCUAACAUUUUAUUACAUAUUGGAGGUAAUAGUUAUCUUUCUUACAAUUAUUAAGUUGCUAAAAUUUAUAGCUCAUUUACCCAUUUUUAUGGAAAAAUUGCUAAAAAAGUUCACUUGGAUACGGUAUUUCUUCAUGUAAAACUGAUCAAAUGUGAUAUACCACAACUGUGAUCUACACAUUCCUACGGAACAAAACCGAUAUGCAAUAUUAUUGUUAAUGAGUGUGUUUAUUGUCCAUCGUUCUAUCUUACUUUUUCUAGUCGAUAUCGUCUGUCCUUGUUGUGCGUUGUAUUGUAUAUUGGGUGUUGUUUUGCAUAUAUCAAUUUAUGUUUUUUUUCUAUAUUAUUGAUAUUAUUUCUCUAUAGACAUUCACUUUAAGAGCACAGGCAAUGAUAUCGUUUGGGUUCGAAUUCACUAUUAAAGAGUAAUCUUUGAUAGUAAAUUUGAACCCAAGCGAUACAAUUGCCCGUGGUUUAGAGAGGGAAAAUCAUCUCUACCAUCAACUUCAAAUUUAAACUUUGUGGGUUUUCAUUCUUGAUGGAAUUUUAUUGGAGAUUGGCUGCUAAGCCUCCUGCUUGUAGAAUAUGCCACAGUUCUACUGUAACUACAAGUCCUCCCCAGAAAUCUUCAUUUAGAGCUGGGCUGUCAUUCAGUGUCGGGUUCUGCCUUCAUUAAAUGACUAGAGCUGUACGCUUUCAGAAUUUUUUUCAGAGUCUAGUUUUGAGUGGAAGUGUUUUGCUGACUCGGGUCUAUAUUUGUAGUUACAUCCUUUGAUCCUCUCACUUUGAUAGCAGUCUAAGGAAGUCAAUUAUAGAAUCUUAUCGUUGCUGAUUUGGUUGAAUUUUGUUUCUAAUAAUUAUUACCAUAGCUAGACUGUCUAUUUAAAUCCUCAUUCAGUCUCCGACCAUGUUGUGACAUGUUUGCAUUUUAGCCUAGAAUAAAUUGACAAGGUUGAUUCCUUUCUCUCAUUUUAAGCAAUAUGUAUUACCUUACUGCUUUGGUGUUAAUUGAUGCUGUUCAUAUAUGUACUUCAUUAAAUGUUCAUGAAUUUUACCAAAGUUUUCAAAUAUACAUCUAUAGACAUUUAAUUUUAAUAUUUUUGUGGCUAAUUAAUAUUUUUAUGGCUGAUUAAUACAUGUAAAUAUUUGUAUUUUCUGGUAGAUCUCAGUAUUAAUAGUACCAGGUAUUUGCAACAAAUGUUGGAAGACAUGCAAUUUGUCUACUCUGAUAACAAAACAAAUGUAUUCAAUAUUAUAGAGAGAAAUCUGGUUUGUAUUUUAUAUAUUUAUUAUCUGUAUUAAAGAUUUAAAUCUUAAA